AUGAAAUGUGCGAAUCAUGACAAAUUAAAAUUGGAUAUUUCAAAUCAAAUUCGCGCAUUCAACGAUAGGUUUGAAACCCUGAAAAGUAAGUUAUUAUUUAUUUACUUCAUUUAAAAACAUUUUCACAACUUUUUUCCAGAUGAAAAUGAUUCUGCUGGAAUGUUUGAAAUAGUUAAAGAAAUAUCGAAAAUGCUGAAAUAUUCUGGAGAGCUGAAAAACCUCUGGAUAUUAGAUUCGUUGAGAAAAUCUGAAUCAUUUUUAUUGAAAUUUUUGAUUUCUUUGAAUUUCCGAUCGGUUAGCGACACGAAAUUUCCAAUUUAUGAUGUAUUUGUAGAAUAUUUUCCGGAAACUGUACGAGUAUUAGGUAAAUAUUUGAAAUAUAUUUAGGUAAAUUAAACAAAAUUUCAGAAAAUCGAUCAUAUGUUGUUGCAUUCGGAAAAAAUCGUUCAUUUAAUCUUGGAAUUCUUUCGGACGGAUGUCCUAUAGAAGAACCACGUGUUGUUCAAAUUCCAACAUGUAAAAAGAUUGUUAUGUCGAAUUUUCACACAAUAUUUCUGACUUUGGAUAAGCAAGUUUAUGGUUGUGGAAAAUCACAGAAUUUUAUUGUUAACAAGCAAGAUCUUUCAUAUACUCCUCAACCUAAAAUCAUUGAAAUUGGGGAAGAAUCCGAGUUUCUUGAUGUCGCGGUCACUGAUAAAUUUACUGUUUUAGUAUCAAAAAGAUUUGUGAGUUUAUUUUUUAAAUUUAUAUUUAUUUAUGAAAAAAAAACAAAAAUUCAGGUGUAUUUCAUUGGACAAUGCUCUUAUGCUUUUUCUUCAAGGGGAGCUAAAUCAAUUGAUCAAAAUUGUGUUCAAAUACCGUAUUCUGUGAAUACGAAACUGAAGCAUGUUUAUGCUUAUGAAAAAUCAACUGUUUUGGAGUUUGAAACGGAUGACGUCAGAUAUAGAUUAACUGAAAUUUAUGGGCAAUUUGUUAGUCCCGAUUUCAAAUGUGAGUAAGUUCAAUUUUUGAACUUCAAAGAAAAACAUUUUGUUUAGUGGGCGCUCAAAAAUGUAUUGUUAGACUGAAAGAAUCAAUUGAACUUUUGCUUUCCUUGGAAAAUGAAAUUAUUCUGUAUCAACUACCGGAUUCAAAUUUGCCAUUGCCAUUAGAAAUCAUGAUAAACUUGAAAUCGAAAAGCGAUAUAAGACCAAAACAGUUUUUUGUGAAACCAGGAACAAACGAGAUAAUUGUACAAUGCGAAAAUGGGAUAAUUGCGAAAGGUCAUCUUGAAUUUUUGAAAUUGGAAGAAGAUGAAUUUUUGACUUCGAGAAAAGGAAAAGGAAUUAUGGAUGUUUUGAUGAGAUAUCAGCUUAUUGCGAUUUUGUCGGAGAUUCCUGGAACUUUUGGCAGCAAUGUUUUUUGCGCAUCGCCUGAUUUGAAUAAUAUAUUGAUUCAAGUUGGAAAUCAUGAUGAAAACGGUUUGAUUUGUUCUAAAUAAGUAUUUAAAGAUAUUCAAAGUUUUUUAGAAGAGAAAUCACUAGCAGAGCAGCUGACAAUUGAAAGUCAAUCCUUAUCGAAAAAUAGAAUAUCAAGAUUGAUCGAAAAACAAAUUAAAAAUGUCAUUUGGGAAGAUGAAUUGAAAUUAGAAGAUGUUCGUCUGAAAUUUCGUGCCAUUGAGGAAGAAUUGUGUAGGAGAAUUAUGGAAUUUGAAGAUACAACUAUUGAAGACAUCAAAUAUUUAAUAGAAUUUCUAAAUAAUAUUGGAGAAGAAGCAUUAGAUUUCAUCGAACAAUUCAAUUUUCCCUUUGAUCAAUUGAUUGAAAAAUUAAAACUAUACGAACCGGAUUCGGGUAAGAACUUUUGCCCUAAUUAUUGUAUUUAAGAUUCGUUUUUUUUUGCAGAAAUUGAUUUCGAAGAUGAUUUGGACAUUUUGGAUGAAAGUGAGAGAAAAUCAGCAAUUUUGAGAAUAAAUGCGGCAAGGAAAAAUGAUAAUUUGAAUGAUAUCGAAUUGCGAAGAGACAGGUUCAAAUAUUCUUCUAAAGCUGAAGCACGAAUCGAAAAAAUAUCAAAAUUUACAGAAGUCUACGCAAUAUGCAUGAUGUUAUUUCACUUUCGAAUGCUUUCAGAGUUACUGUAGGAAUUGAGAGAUUUGAGGCUACUAAAGAAGUAUUGCAUUUAUUCGAGAUAUUUAUGGGGAUUAUUCGAAGUUUGAUGAAUGGAGAAAAAGAAAUCGGAUUUGAAUUUGAGAAAAAGUUGCCAAGAAGAAAGUUCGAGUCUGAAAAUGUGAGAAGUCCCUCUGGUUUCUAAAACAAUCACAAUUUUUUCAAACAGAUUAUCGAAAUUUUCCAAAAACGGAUAGAAGAAGGGGAUUUGGAUGAAUUUGACAUACCUAUGGAUAUUUCGAUAAUAAGUGCUGAACAUAAUUUGAAAGAAACUGCCAACUCAAUUAUUCUAUCGAUGAUUUAUCCAAAAGCUAUGGAAUUUUUGAUAAAUGGGAAAAUUGAGAUAGAUGGAAAUUCUGAUCUUUAUCAAUAUUUAUUCAAUCGUUCUCGAUCUGGAUUAGAAAUCGAACAUCGAGCUUCAAAUUCUUCAGAGGAAGAUGUUGUGAUAUUUUUGACUAGCGAUGGAAAAUCAGUUCAAAUUCAUCGGUAAGAAAUUAUCAGGUAAUUUGUUCUACAUAUUUUGAAGUUCAGAUAUCUUGUAUUGAUUCAUUCGAGACAUAUCAGUGCAAUGCUUCGAUUUACAUAUACACAAUAUGGAAUUGAAUCCUCUUCAAGUUCAUCUCAAAAAAUCGAAGUAAAAACUUCAAGCACUUCGAAAACUGUUAGAGAUUCGUUGGCAGCACUCAAAGAUAUUCGAACACUUUUCAAUCGAAAUAUGAAUGAGGUAUGAGAAUUUUUGAAUAUAUCUAGAAAGAAAGAAGUUUGCAGCUCAUCGAAAUCUUGUUCUUUUUUGAUUAUUUUAUGAUGUUCGAAGCGGUUCAAGACACAUUAGAUGUUAUAUUUUUGACAGCAAAUCCACAAAACUCUUCAUAUCUUCUUCAAUUAUAUGAAAAUUUCCCAGAAGAUACUUUGGAGCGAUUCCUGAAAUAUCCAUAUUUUCUAUUUCAAACCAAAUGUGAAUUGACAAAUGAACUUGUAUUGGAAUUUUCGAAGAACGCAAAGAAACAUCAAAAAAUUGUGCCGAAUAUGAUAUUAUACAAUUUGGAUGAGCAAUCUUUUAUUGAGCGAUUUAUUGGGAAUGAUGGAGAUGUGGAAAAGAAUAUUGAGAAACGAAGACGAAGAUAUUCAUCGAAAAAUAAUAGUGUCUCGGAAUCACCAAGAUCUGAAAAUCUAAAUGUUGUAACUCCAACAAAAACUGAGCCAAUUCCAAUUGCUAAACCAUCGAGUCCGAUUCCGAUUUAUUCCGAGUCUCCAAGUUUCAGUGAAGAAUUUCCAGAGUCUCCAAGUUGUUGUGAGUUUUUUCUCUCAAAAUUCUGACAAAGCGUUGAAAAAAGCUAAAAAAUUAUCUAUUAGCUCUAUCAACACCUUUGACAAAACAUCGAUCUGGCGGAAGAUUCAGCACAAAAGGUAGCCGAUUCAAAAAAGCUAAUGAAAUAUUAUCAUCUCCCGAGCCGGCAAAUCCUUGGAAAACCACACAGAACAGUUUUGAGCCGGUUGUUGAAGAAGUUCAGAGAUUUGAAGAUGUUGUGAAAGAAGAGGAGAAAUUUACGAAGAUGAGAAGUUUGUUUUUCUCCUACUUUCUUUUAUUUUAAAUUUUUAACCCAAAGAUUUUUCAAAUUUUGCAGAAGGCGAGAUGAAAAAGAUUCGACAUUUACCACAUAUCGAAAUGGAAGAUCAAGCGGUUGUUGAAAUUCUGAGAACAUUCCAAAUGCAAUGUGAAUUGGAGGCUUGCGUUACGGUAGAUUUUCUAAAUUUAAUUAAAGAAAAUAAAAUUAAUUGAAUUUCAGGUUGAAUUGGUUAGCGAUUUUGAAGAAAAUGUGGAAAAUGAACCAAUGUGGGGAAUUAUGCCGGGAUUAUUGAAGAGAUAA
Messenger RNA from Caenorhabditis angaria, 4012 nucleotides. Lineage: Eukaryota; Metazoa; Nematoda; Chromadorea; Rhabditida; Rhabditidae. The record is from the annotation of a GenBank genome assembly.